Pseudoliparis swirei is the source of this 2021-nucleotide messenger RNA. It is a transcript of the gene tmem106a, whose product is annotated as transmembrane protein 106A. The record is from RefSeq and is a predicted model, not a curated record. NCBI's taxonomy places the organism in Eukaryota, Metazoa, Chordata, Actinopteri, Perciformes, Liparidae. The coding region runs from base 423 to 1097 and encodes 224 amino acids. The transcript is spliced from 9 exons.
GUCGAGUCGGCAGGUUGAGCGUUCCGCUCCCCAGAGUCUCUCACCGCGGGGGGUACUGCGUGAGGAAACCCGACAAACAAGAUGUAAAGAUGUCUCCCACGUGUGCGUAUGUCUCUGCUGAGGGAAGCCUCCAGAAGGAGUUGAGAAGUGGCAGAAGGAAUAAUCCGGUUUCAGAUGUUAAAUCCUGAAGGGACUCGAAGCUUUCUACACACAGUAACACUUUUCUAACUCAAUAAUAAUACAACAUAUGUGAUUGUUGUAGAAAUAUAAAAAGGCAACAGAUGACAAAAUAUGUUGUUGAAUAAGUGGAAGUAGUCCAAAUCCAUCAGACGAGACUUUUUAUCUUUCCGAUAAAAAGUAUCAUGGUGACGCCGGCGUGAAACGGCAAAAGUACAAAAAAAGGACCUGGUCUGGCGAAAGAGAUGGAGAGUGUGAAAACGCUGAAGCACUUCCCUCCGUACGGCGCCAUGAUGGGACACUCGUCGGGAGACACCUGCCCCACGUGUAUGGGCACCGGGCGAAUUCCCAGAGGUCAUGCGGACCAGCUCGUGGCUGUGAUACCGUGUAAUGAUGCGAGGCUGAAGCCCAGACGCACGAAGCUGCACGUGUUCAUCUCCAUGGUUGUGUGUCUCUUCCUGUGCAGUCUGAUCCUCUUCUUCCUCUUCCCCCGGAGCGUCACCAUCACGCCGGUGUCGGUGCUGUCGGUCAUGGUGUACUUCAGCGCAGACAAGUUUGACAUGAAGGUCACCAACCUCAUCAACAUCUCCAACGAGAACUUUGUCCCAGUUCAGAUCGUGCAGUUCAGCGUUCAGGGUCUGGUCUCCAGAGCGGUCACCGGAAAUACCAAGAUCACCAACAUGACCGCCAUCCAGUCCCGCUCGCACACAUCGUACACCUUUCAGAUUGACCUGCCCAUCGUCGAUAACGACCUCAACGUUUACUGCAAGUCGAGCUCCACCAAAAUUCACACGUUAUUCCUGGAGCUGCAAAUGACAAUGGACAUUUCGUAUCUCUCUCACACGGAGCAGGUUUAUCUUGACACCUUUGAGUAUAUUGACUGCGGCACCAAUUCAACAAUCCCUCAUCCAAUGAGAUGAGGGAUGAAAAACACUGACGUGGGAGUGUGUGAAAUAAUUAAUAUUCUGGUGUGUGACUUUGAAAAUGCAUCUAAUCCAUCCAGUGAUUUGUGCCUUUUUAUUUAAUGUCCUAUAUAAAGAAUUCAGAGCAUUAAUAUAGCAUCAGCUUAUUGUCUGUGAAGCUGUCGUGAGGUAAAUGUCUACCUGAGCUGAGAAUGAAGUCGCUCUUCAAAUCCCAGCUUCUCUGUGCUUUGUUUACAUGCACUUUAUUUGAGGCUCUUUCAUAGCCACAUGCAUAACUAGAAUAAUUACAUAAAAUAGCAGACACGAAAUUAUGAUUAUUCUCAUGUAUUUUCUUCCAUCCCCAUAGCAACAAAUCAUACAGGUCACACCAGGCGGCCAUAUCCGGUUCUGAAAAGGAAAGCCAAUGCAGAAGUGUUCGUAUAAAUGAUUCAGUGAACAUUGUAAACAUGAGUUUAUGGUCUCAAUCGCUGGUUUCAUAAUGUUCGUGGAGUAAUACAAGGACCCAUUUUAAGUUAAAUAAGCCAUAAAGCAGGCUAUGCUUCUGGGUAAACGGUGUUCGCUGCUAACCGCUGACUCCAUGUUGAGAGCCGUUUUAAUAUUUUACUUGAGUAGAAGAACUCACGGUAGCAACAAAAUGUACCGAUAAUCAAAUUAUCUUGUAUGUUUUAGCAUACCGUAAUGACAUGUUAUGAUUAAAAAACAUUGUUUCAAUUACACUUGGAUGUUAAUAAUAUUAUUGUUGCUGUAAAUCUGUGUUACAGGCACGGAUCAAAAGCAUAAUUUCUGCACUUUUAUUCAAAUAUGUGUAAAUUUCUUUAAAAUGUAACUUUAUUUCACAAUUUUGGUGUACCGGUAUAUGGGAUCUUAAACUCUGAUAAUCUUGUCUGAGUCAUUUGCACUUCAUUAAAUGGUGGCACUUAA